Hevea brasiliensis (rubber tree) is the source of this 1467-nucleotide messenger RNA. Its product is annotated as E3 ubiquitin-protein ligase CIP8. Bases 165 to 1271 code for a protein of 368 amino acids. The record is from RefSeq and is a predicted model, not a curated record. Gene Ontology annotation, molecular function: ubiquitin protein ligase activity. Lineage: Eukaryota; Viridiplantae; Streptophyta; Magnoliopsida; Malpighiales; Euphorbiaceae. Gene Ontology annotation, cellular component: cytoplasm. The transcript has a single exon. Gene Ontology annotation, biological process: protein ubiquitination.
AUCCAAGGGCAUACAACCAUAUCAACGUUACAAAAAAUCUUUUUAUUACAUAAGGACACUAAGCGUAUCAUUCGACUCUCUCCCCUCUCACUUUCUCCGCACCUUCCUCUCAUCACCCAAGUCUUCAGCGGGCAUUUCCUCGGCCGUAUCAACACCGAAACGUUAUGGCUGAAAGCCCGUCUCAGUCCCCGACACCCGCCUCCGUAUCGGAAACCGAUACAUCUCACUAUUGGUGCUACAACUGCAACAAACGUGUCUCCAUCGAAACCCUAGCCAAUCGACCAGAUGUUAUCUGCCUUGAGUGCAAGAAUGGUUUCGUUGAAUCAAUUCCCGCCCCGUCAACUUCGCCCUCCGCCACGCCUUCCUUAAUCUCAGACCAGGCCGAUGAUUCGACUUUCGGAUCCCAGUUCCUUCAAAUGCUUCGCAUAAUUGCGCAGGCGGCGCGUGAUGAGGACGCGCCUCCUCCUCUCCCGCAGGACCACCAAUCCGAGGACGAUUUUCUCAGGAUCGAGCUUAAUGAAUGGGACAAUGACGAAGAUGAAGACGAGGAUGACGAUGAUGCGAACGAGAACGAGAACGAGAACGAGAACGAAAACGAAAACGAAAACGAAAACGAAGGGAACAGAGAUGAAGGAGAGCAUGACGAUGAAGAAGGGGAGGAUCGAUCUGAUAACGAGAAUGAAGAGAACAGAGAGGAAGAUUUUGAAGAUCUGAGGUCAAGGCAGCGCGAUAUUCUCCGUCUCCGGAUCCGGGACUUUGCCACCCGAGCGAGGAGUGGGCGUAACCGGAUCCUUGACUGGGCUGAGAUUCUGAUGGGACUGGAAGACAACUCGAUUGAAUUUCGCCUUGAAGUCCCGGAAACCGAUAGAUACAUAGGCAAUCCGGAGGAUUACGUGGAUGCCGCUGGAUACGAGGCGCUGCUGCAGAACUUGGCUGAGAGUGAUGGUGGAAGGAGAGGGGCUCCACCUGCGGCAAAAUCUGCAGUGUCAGCGUUGCCAACGAUUGAGAUCACGUCAGAGGCGGAGACUCUGGUAUGUGCCAUAUGCAAGGAUAUGGUUAAUGUUGGUGAAACGGAGACGAAAUUGCCUUGUGGACAUGGGUACCAUAGGGACUGCAUUGUGCCGUGGUUGGGUUCUAGGAAUUCUUGUCCUGUUUGUAGGUUUGAGUUGCCAACGGAUGAUUCAGAGUAUGAGGAGGACAGAAAGAAGGAAGCGGCAGGCACUGCAGGCGGAGCUUCAAGUUCUGGCGAUGGUAGUUUGGGUUCCACUUGAUUGGAACUGGUAUGCAAGUCAAUUUAAAAGUUUUACUCUCGUGUAGUUUAAAUGUUUCAUGAACCUUUGGUUGUUUAUUUACUUUUGUGGAGUAGAUAAAGCUGGAUUUGCUUUCAUUUGCAUCUGAAUGUAAAUAAUAUUUACUCAGUUUGGUUUUCUUUUCUGUCAUGUAUAAUCCAAUCUUUUUCAGUUGAAA